This is a messenger RNA of Boleophthalmus pectinirostris (great blue-spotted mudskipper), 4638 nucleotides long. RefSeq names its product potassium voltage-gated channel subfamily KQT member 5-like. The record is from RefSeq and is a predicted model, not a curated record. The transcript has 16 exons. NCBI's taxonomy places the organism in Eukaryota, Metazoa, Chordata, Actinopteri, Gobiiformes, Gobiidae. Gene Ontology annotation, molecular function: voltage-gated potassium channel activity. Gene Ontology annotation, cellular component: membrane. The coding region runs from base 153 to 3194 and encodes 1013 amino acids. Gene Ontology annotation, biological process: potassium ion transport; transmembrane transport.
GCGAACUGUAGCUCUAUUACGCGCAGAUGGGAACAUGACGAAAAGACCAUUGUAGAAGUUUUUUUCCGUCUAGUUGUAAAAGUCUCGACUGAGUCGUAUCAACUACAUGUGACAAUUUGCCGUUUUGAGCGCUGCAUUCAGCUGGUGAUGCCAUGCCGCGGAGCCACGCCGGCGAAGAUAACAACAGCAGCACCGGGCUCUGGCGAAAAAGCUCGGGGGACCGCCGAGACUUGCCGCUCAAAGAUGUGGAAUCUGGACGCAAGAUCAUGAACAAUACGGUGCGUGUCGGCGACUACGUGCCACCCGCGAGUGCGACAGGUGUGGCGGGGGACAGAAAGCAGGGCGCCCGGCUCAGUCUGCUGGGAAAGCCUCUCACCUACAGCGCGCAAAGCGGCCGUAGGAACGCACGUUACCGGCGCCUGCAGAAUUACCUCUACAACGUGUUGGAGAGACCGCGGGAAUGGGCGUUUGUCUACCACGCGUUUGUGUUCAUCCUCGUGUUUGGAUGUCUGGUGCUGUCUGUGUUUUCCACCAUCCCUGCUCAUCAGGAGUUCUCCUCUCACUGCCUGCUCAUUCUGGAGUUUGUGAUGAUAGUGGUCUUUGGUCUGGAGUACAUCAUCAGAAUAUGGAGCGCUGGCUGCUGCUGCCGCUACAGAGGCUGGCAGGGACGACUGCGUUUUGCCCGGAAGCCUUUCUGUGUCAUAGACAUCAUCGUACUCAUCGCUUCAGUCGCCGUGGUUUCAGCCGGUAGUCAGGGAAACAUCUUUGCCACCUCAGCGCUGCGGAGCCUCCGAUUCCUGCAGAUCCUACGAAUGGUGCGCAUGGACAGAAGGGGAGGGACCUGGAAGCUGCUGGGGUCUGUAGUCUAUGCACAUAGUAAGGAGUUGGUGACUGCUUGGUACAUUGGAUUUCUGGUGCUGAUUUUCUCCUCAUUUUUGGUCUAUUUGGUGGAGAAAGAAUUCAACAAAGAGUUUGCAACAUACGCUGAUGCGCUCUGGUGGGGCACGAUCACCUUGACAACCAUUGGCUAUGGCGAUAAGACUCCUCAGACGUGGACAGGGCGCCUGUUAUCAGCGGGUUUCGCAUUGUUGGGAAUCUCUUUCUUUGCCCUGCCAGCUGGCAUCCUUGGCUCAGGUUUUGCCCUGAAGGUGCAGGAGCAACACCGACAGAAGCACUUUGAAAAGAGAAGGAACCCAGCUGCUAGUCUGAUCCAGUGUGUCUGGCGUAGUUAUGCUGCUGAUGAGAACUCGGUUUCCAUUGCUACCUGGAAGCCUCAUUUGAAGGCAUUGCAUACCUGCAGCCCCAUCAAGAAAGAACAGGGAGAAACAACCUACAGUCAGAAGUUGAGUUUUAAGGAGCGCGUGCGAAUGGCGAGUCCACGUGGUCAAAGUAUGAAAAGCCGGCAGACAUCCAUGAAUGAGCGCCAGCGCUGUUCCCCCGGUAACGAUGUGGGGGGCGGUGCAGAGCUGAUGGGUGGAAGUCCAGCGAAAGUUCAAAAGAGCUGGAGCUUCAAUGACCGCACCCGAUUCAGGCCAUCACUGCGACUCAAGAGCCAAAUACGAACACCAGUGCCUGAUGUGGACCCUGGGAUGACCACAGAAGACUCUUUAGAUGAGAGAGGCUGCCAUUGUGAUGUUACAGUGGAGGAUCUGUCUGCUCCUCUCAAGGCUGUCAUCAGGGCUGUCAGAAUUAUGAAGUUUCACGUUGCAAAGAAGAAGUUUAAAGAAACACUGCGCCCAUAUGAUGUGAAAGACGUCAUAGAGCAGUACUCUGCGGGACAUUUGGAUAUGCUCUGUCGCAUCAAGAGCCUUCAGACAAGAUUAGACACUGUUGUGGGUCCUCCUCCGCGACCCUUCAGCAGUCGUGUCAGAAACUUCUCCUCUCCCUCUCUACAUUUAUAUUACAGCCAGGCCCGGAGGAAGCACACAGCAGCAGGGUCAGGCGUAGCCCGUCACUCAUGUCUUGCGACAGGCUCUGGUCCCAGCCUCAGUAGCCGUCCCAGGAACAUGACCGCUCCUGCACUACACAGUUAUUACAGCAACAACAGGAGAAAUCGCUCAGGGGUGGACCAAAUCUUGGGAAAAGGACAGAUUUCUGCAGACAAAAAAAUAAGAGAAAAACUACAUCAAGAUGGAGACUCAAUGGAGGGCUUGAGCAUGCUGGGACGAGUCUGUAAGGUAGAAAGACAGGUCAGCUCUAUCGAGUCAAAGUUGGAUUCUUUGUUGGAUGUUUAUCGCCAGGCCUUACAGAAAGGCCCCUCUGCACUCUCAUCCUUGCCCCUGUUUGAACUGGACAACAACCAGAACCAUAACUCAGACUACCGCUCCUCCCCGCACGGGCGCGACCUGGGUGGCAGUGGUAGAGAGGGAUGUGAUGGUGGCCGGCGCUCCCAUGGAUCCAACCCCAGGGGCCUGAGACUGAUUUUAGCACCGGCUGAUGAUGAUGUCCCACCAGACUCUGCCCCUCCGUCGUACCCACCUUCUACUGCUUCCCUGUCUCCUUCUCCACUCCUGCCCCCUGAGAGCCCCUAUCCUACACUGUUAACACCCAAUGUUUCCUCAAAAAGAUCCCACUUUCCUGACCUGCCGCCUCUGCCCCCCUCCUCGGGACCCUUCACCCUCCAGCUGCCCCCAGUGCUCCACCCCUCCCACUUGCAAUGCCCCUCAGACUCUGUCCCAGAUGAUUUAGAGACAGAGGAGGGCCGCCUGGGACCUUCUUUAAUAGUUAGAUCUAGUCUGGAUGUGGAUCAAGAGGAUAGUGAGGUAUCCCAAGAAGGGGUUGAAUUGCGGCAUAAGCCUGGGUUCAAGGGUGAAAGUGUGUGGAGGAGGCAUAUGAGUUUGGAAAUCAACCCCUUACUACUACUCUCCUCUAGCCCAGACCGGAGAGCAUCAGACUGGAGAAGUGGUCUGGGGAAGUCCUUGUCCGUGCACAACCUGAGCCAGGCGCAGAGAGACUGUGGCCUGUCCUCCAGACUUAACAACAGCAGCAGCAGCAGCAGUGAACAGGGCCCUGGAGAGAGCAACUGGGACGACACAGACCUGUUUAUCAGUGAAUGUAAACUGGCUCCUCAUGAAGGACAUUUUAACUUCCUGUCUCCAGGACCUGAGGCCAGCCGCUCCGAGCAGAGUGUGGAAGGCGGGGGUCCUCACACCUCAGACUUUCUCAGUCAGUCUACGCACACAGACAGGGCAUAACCACUGACAGGACACUUUCAAACAGUGGUGCAGAACAAACUUCAUCAACAAAUGAAAUGAACAGUAACAUUCAGCAUCUGAUGUUUUAUAUUUUCUUUUAGCUUUGAUAUCUGUACAUAACUUAUUUCAUAAACAAUUCAUUUUAAUACUGUUGUUCUGUAUUAAUAUUGAGUGAAAACUGUUGCAGAAUUCAACAUUGCCCAAACAUAAAUUAUAUCUAAUAGGCCAUUUAUCCAUGGGACAUGACAAAAUUUAACAUUUAAUAUUAUUUCUGUUUAACUUUUCUGUGCCCAGCUUGGUUCCUGAAGGUUAGAAGCAAAAUUCCAGUUUAAGUUAUUGCAUUAGACUAUAAAGACUUACUGAGAGCUCUAUAGGCGUAUCUUACAAUGGGCCUUUGCUAUUUAUUUAAAUAAAAUUGACAUUUAACCGUACAUGAUCAACUUAGAUAAUUUACUGAUUAAAAGUAGCUAUUUAUUUAACUUAGCCCUUGUAUUGACAAUCCCUUAUUUUUACAGAGUUUUGGGUGCAACAUUUAUCUAAUUUAAAGAGUUACAGCUACUCAUCUAAACCAGCUGGUUCUCAACCUUUUUAUUUACGAUCUAUUGAUGUUUGCAACCCCCCAAAACAAUAAUAGGCUACCAGAAAAUAAAUGCUUAAGUAGCCUUAUCUCGAAUGUUUGAUUUUAUUUUCAGGACUUGGACUACUAGACCUAUAUAAAUUAAAUUUGUACACCAUUUAAUGAAAAAUUAAUAUUUACCAUUGCAUCUGAAGGUGUGACCAUACCUUUUUAGACCAUUGCAUUUUCAGUAUUUCAUCUUUUGUGACCCAAGGUUGAGAACCAUUGCUCAAUAGAGCAGAAGUGGCCAAUAAUAUAUUUUGUAUGUGAACCAAAAAUACAUAUCAGUUUAAUCAGCCUUGUUUUUGCCAACAAUUCAAUAUGUAGCUCUGUUAAGAAUGGUCCAGUCCUGUGUUGUCACAGCAGUCUUAAUUGUUAACAUAGCUGGCAUUUAAAUUUACUUGAAUUAACUAAAAUAUUAGUAGUCCUAUUUAGCAAAAUACAGAUGUCAAUAAAGGCUUAAGUUAUGAAAACUACCCUAUGUCUUUGUGAAAAAGGUUGAUCCUGAAAAUGUGAAAAUAGUUGUCUAGGCCAAAAUGAAGAGAAAGAAAGAUAGGCCACUCAACACUCUAUACAUUAGGUCUGGGUCACUGUCUGGUCUACUCCAGGUCUAUUUUGAAUUGUACUUUUUAAAUUAUUAUUUACAGGGCUUCAGGUACCAGGCCUAUGGACUGAGGUUACUGAUGCUGGUACAAGUGUCAUGCUUGCAUCUUGGGACUUAGACUUUGUUCAGUGACUACAGAAAUAGCCUUAAUACACAUGUUUAUUUGAAAUUCAUACAAAAAUGCACGUUAUGUUUGGAAUGAAAAAAUGUAAAAAUCAUUUUAA